This is a messenger RNA of Pocillopora damicornis (cauliflower coral), 1850 nucleotides long. RefSeq lists its product as uncharacterized. The record is from RefSeq and is a predicted model, not a curated record. Gene Ontology annotation, biological process: carboxylic acid metabolic process. Lineage: Eukaryota; Metazoa; Cnidaria; Anthozoa; Scleractinia; Pocilloporidae. Gene Ontology annotation, molecular function: isocitrate lyase activity.
CUGUUGAUGAGUAUAAAGAGAGGAAAAAAUCUUCUGCUGGGUUAGUAUUACCAAGUUCAAUUUUAGUAGCUUUUUCCAGGCCCUAGACAAUCUUCUCACUUUCAACCAGAAUGGCUCUUAGUAAAGGUCUCAAGAUGAACACACUGUUAAAAAUUUGCACACGAAAAUACGGAUUUACUGCUAUUCGACGGGAUUAUGGACCAGAAGCGGUGGAGAAACUCCGAGGAUCUUUAAAGAUAGAGUACACCUUAGCCACACGAGGCGCACAGCGGCUUUGGAAACUGAUAAACUGUGGAGAAAACUCGUAUGUGAACGCUCUUGGCGCCAUGACAGGUGGUCAAGCAGUUCAAAUGGCUAAGGCCGGUUUACGUUCUAUUUAUCUGAGUGGCUGGCAAGUAGCGGCAGACAGUAACAUGGCAAGUCAAACCUACCCUGAUCAGAGUUUGUAUCCCGCAAACUCAGCGGCAAAGCUUGUUGAACGAAUCAAUAACGCCUUCAUCAGAGCAGAUCAGAUUGCGCACAUGGAAGGGAAUGAUCAACAUAUCGAUUUCUUUUUGCCAAUUGUGGCUGAUUGUGAGGCUGGAUUUGGUGGCCCGUUGAACGCCUUCGAAAUCACGAAAUCUAUGAUCCUAGCUGGUGCUGCAGGCGUCCAUUUUGAAGAUCAGUUGGCAUCAGAGAAGAAAUGUGGUCACAUGGGAGGAAAGGUUCUUCUGCCAACUCAACAGUUUAUCAAAGUACUAAACGCUGCUCGCCUUGCUACUGACGUCAUGGGUGUUCCUACCGUUAUCAUUGGACGAACAGAUGCUGAGUCAGCGGCGCUUGUGACGUCAGAUAUCGAUCCACGUGACCAGCCAUUCUUGACUGGCGAAAGAACAGCCGAAGGAUUUUAUCGAUCAACCGCUGGGCUGCAGCAAGCCAUUGCUCGUGGAUUAAGCUACGCUCCAUAUUGUGAUAUAAUCUGGUGUGAGACAGGUAAACCUAACUUGGACGAAGCGCAUAUGUUUGCGAAUGGAAUCCACUCCAUGUUUCCAGGAAAGCCGCUCGCAUACAACUGCUCGCCUUCCUUCAACUGGAGAGCCAACCUCAGCGAUAAAGAGAUUGCUGAGUUUCAGAAAGAACUUGGUAAAAUGGGCUACAGAUAUCAGUUUAUUACCUUAGCUGGUUUUCACUCGCUUAAUCAUGCUAUGUUCAAGUUAGCACGUGACUACAAAGAUCACGGUAUGUCUGCCUACACCAAGAUUCAAGAAGACGAGUUUGCGCAAGCGCAAUUCGGCUUUACAGCACAUAAACAUCAGAGGGAGGUAGGGACAGGAUAUUUUGACCAGGUAAGUAUGGCGGUCAGCGGAGGCACAAGUUCAACAACAGCUUUGGAAGGAUCAACUGAAACGGAACAAUUUUGUAGCCACGACUUGGACUCACAAAGGAUCAGUGCUAAUUAAUGAGAAACCGAGAUCGUUUGAAUAUAUGUUAUAAAAGGUAACUAAAGAAAAUCUACUAAGUGUAUAUAGGACUUUUGAUGAAUAGUGAAGAUAUAUGACGUAAGAUAUUUAAUAUUUGACCGCGUACACUGACUACAGAUCCAAAUAAUUUAUUGAGGAUAUUGAACAAAGCAUUCAUAUGAACAAAAUCCACGAGAAAUACGUUAAAAUUUUUUAUACCUUUGUAUUUAUGUUGUGAAAUGAGAAUGAAGAAUAUUUGAUCACGACACGGGAAGAUUUUAUGUUUCACGGCUCUAAGAACAUGCAUGUUUAAACUUAAUUUAGCAGUAAGUAGUUCCCGUCACGUCUUGUCUACUGUCUUAAAUAUUGGCUAGGUUUCAAAAUAAAGUUGCGUUUAAUCAAGUCAAUCAU